ACAGACCUAUCUCCUCGUCUCACCACCUAUGAUCCCUAUGAGGCGGCGCCGCCCCGAGUGCAUUACGUGGACAGUCUGGAGAACCUGGAUGAGAUCGGCACAGAUGCGUCGGAUACUGAUCGUAGCCGGGACCCCAUAGACUGGGGUGCAGACGUGCCCACCAGCGAGUCCUUUCCCCACCGGGUCUACACCCUG
Molecule: messenger RNA, 195 nt
Organism: Dibothriocephalus latus
Lineage: Eukaryota; Metazoa; Platyhelminthes; Cestoda; Diphyllobothriidea; Diphyllobothriidae
Source: the annotation of a GenBank genome assembly